CGGACAGCAGAGGGAGGUUGGACCGGGAACAAUAGAGAGGAACGAAGCCAGCCUUGAAACAGCAAACAAACCGAGAGGGCGACGGAAAGAAAGGAGCCCAGAGGGGCUGAUGGAGGGAGAGGUGCACACGGAGGACAUGUGAAGAACACAGAGGUCGGGGCUUCGCUUUCUCUCUUUAUUAUCGGUGGAUUGGAUUAAACCGGAUUCCGGCAUGAACCCCGCAGAAGCGGCCGAGGAGGCGCCCAGCGACCCCGACACCGAUGCCUUCUACAAAACAGGCUCCCUCAGGACUGAAGGCAUAAAGGCGUCUGAUGUUUUGCCUGUGCUGAAGGAGAAAGUCGCCUUCGUGUCGGGUGGGCGAGAUAAAAGAGGAGGACCAAUUCUGACAUUUCCAGCCAGGAGCAACCACGACCGAAUAAAACAGGAGGACCUGAGGCGGCUGGUCACCUACCUGUCUACUGUCCCCAGUGAGGAUGUCUGCAAACGGGGAUUUACUGUUAUCAUCGACAUGCGAGGAUCGAAGUGGGAGCUAAUCAAGCCUCUGCUGAAGACACUGCAGGAGUAUUUCCCAGCUGAGAUCUGUGUGGCUCUCAUCAUCAAACCAGACAACUUCUGGCAGAAACAGAAGACCAACUUUGGAAGUGCAAAGUUCUCCUUUGAGACCAGUAUGGUUUCAGUAGAAGGCCUGGCCAAACUGGUAGAUCCCUCACAGCUAACCGAAGACUUUGAAGGCUCUCUGGACUACAACCAUGAGGAAUGGAUCGAGCUGAGAGUGUCUCUGGAGGAGUUCAUGUCCAAUGCUGUUCACCUGCUGUCUAGACUGGAGGACCUUCAGGAACUUCUGUCCAUAAAAGACUUUCCUGCAGAUGUAGAAGGAUCCCGGCGAUUAAUAGAGGAGCACACACAGCUGAAGAAAAAGGUGCUAAAGGCUCCAGUGGAGGAGUUGGACCGGGAAGGCCAAAGGUUGCUUCAGUGUAUUCGAUCCAGUGAUGGAUUUUCUGGAAGGAACUGCAUCUCAGGUUCUGCUGACUUUCAGAGUCUGGUACCCAAGGUGGCCAGUCUGCUCGAUAAGCUCCACUCCACAAGGCAGCACCUCCAUCAGAUGUGGCAUGUCAGGAAGCUGAAACUGGACCAGUGCUUCCAGCUGCGCCUCUUUGAGCAGGAUGCUGAGAAAAUGUUCGACUGGAUCAGCCACAACAAGGAGGUGUUUCUGCAGAGCCACACAGAGAUCGGUCGCAGUUACCAGCAUGCUGUGGAGCUGCAGACACAGCACAACCACUUUGCCAUGAACUCUAUGAAUGCCUACGUAAACAUCAACAGAAUCAUGUCAGUGGCGAGCCGGCUGGCUGAGGCCAGCCACUAUGCUUCCACGCAGAUCAAGCAGAUCUCCAGUCAGCUGGAUCAGGACUGGAAAAGUUUUGCUGCUGCACUUGAUGAACGCUCUACCAUCCUCGCCAUGUCCUCCGUCUUUCAUCAGAAGGCUGAGCAGUUCUUGUCUGAGGUGGAGACCUGGUGUAAAGUGUGCAGUGAGGGCGGGUUACCGUCGGAGAUGCAGGAGCUGGAGAUCGCCAUCCAUCGGCACCAGAGCCUGUAUGAGCAGGUGACCCAGGCUUACACCGAGGUGAGUCAGGAUGGGAAAGCUCUGCUGGAUGUGCUGCAGAGACCUCUGAGUCCAGUCAACUCCGACUCCCUCACAGCGACGGCUAAUUACUCCAAAGCGGUUCACUGCAUCCUGGACGUGGUGCACGAGGUUCUUCACCAUCAGCGGCGUCUGGAGAACAUCUGGCAACAUCGAAAGGUCCGACUUCACCAGCGGCUGCAGCUGUGUGUGUUCCAGCAAGAUGUGCAGCAGGUUUUGGACUGGAUAGAAAACCACGGGGAAGCUUUCCUCAGCAAACACACAGGUGUUGGGAAAUCCCUCCAUCGAGCCCGAGCCCUGCAGAAAAGACACGAUGACUUUGAAGACGUAGCCCAGAACACAUACACCAAUGCAGACAAGCUGCUGGAGGCGGCCGAGCAGCUGGCACAGACAGGAGAAUGUGACCCAGAGGAAAUCUACAAGGCCGCCCGACACCUGGAGGUGCGGAUCCAGGACUUUGUUCGGCGAGUGGAGCACAGGAAGCUGCUGCUCGACAUGUCUGUCUCCUUCCACACACACACCAAGGAGCUGUGGUCGUGGAUGGAAGAGCUGCAGAAGCAGCUGCUGGAAGACGUGAGCUGUGACACGGUGGACUCGGUUCAGACUCUGAUUCAACAGUUUCAGCAGCAGCAGACGGCCACACUGGAGGCCACACUCAACGUGAUCAAAGAGGGAGAGGAACUGAUGCAGCAGCUCAGAGAUGCAGCCAUGUCGACCAGCAAGACGCCACACUGCAGUUCCAUCGCGCACAUUCAGGGGGUGCUGCAACAGCUGGAUGAGGCACAGGGCCAGAUGGAGGAGCUGUUCCACGAGCGCAAAAUCAAGCUGGACAUUUUUCUGCAGCUGCGCAUCUUUGAGCAGUACACACUAGAGGUGACAGCAGAGUUGGACGCCUGGAACGAGGAUCUGUCCCGUCAGCUGAGCGACACCAACCGUUCGGGUGGCAGCAGCAGCAGCAGCGGCAGCAGCUCCUCCUCAGGCGGUGCAGAGGACAUAAGCCUGGCAGAGCAGCGGCUGAAACGGCAUGCAGAGAGGAAGACUGCCAUGAACAACAUGGCCUACGAGGUGAUGCAGCAGGGUCAGGACCUCCACCAGUACAUCAUGGAGGUACAAGCGUCAGGGAUCGAGUUGACAGGAGAGAAGGACAUGGACCUGGCCUCUCAGGUCCAGGAGCUGCUGGAGUUCCUCCACGAGAAGCAGCAGGAAGUCGACAUCAGCACGCAGCAUACACACACACGGCUGGAGCAGACCCUGCAGCUACGCCACCUACAGGCUGAGGUUAAACAGGUACUGGGUUGGAUCCGUAACGGUGAGUCCAUGUUGAAUGCCAGCAUGGUGAACGCCAGCUCUCUGUCUGAAGCCGAACAGCUGCAAAGGGAGCAUGAACAGUUCCAGAUGGCUAUAGAGUCUCUCUUUCACGCCACCUCCCUCCAAAAGACUCAUCAGAGUGCGCUGCAGGUGCAGCAGAAGGCUGAGAUGAUGCUGCAGGCAGGUCACUAUGAUCCUGAGGCGAUCCGAAGCUGUGCCGAGAAGGUGGCUGUCCACUGGCAGCAGCUGAUGCUGAAGAUGGAGGACCGCCUGAAGCUGGUCAAUGCCUCUGUGGCCUUCUACAAAACAUCAGAGCAGGUGUGCAGUGUGCUGGAGAGCCUUGAGCAGGAGUACCGGCGGGACGAAGACUGGUGUGGCAGCCAUGAAAAACUUGGGAGUUCAGUAGAGAGUGAGCACCUGCUGCCCCUGAUCAGCAAACACCUGGAGCAGAAGGAAGCCUUCCUGAAGGCGUGCACGCUGGCUCGGAGGAAUGCUGAGGUCUUCCUCAAAUACAUCCACAGAAACAAUGUGAGCACACCGGGAGCUGCAGGCCAUGCUAGAGGACCUGAGCAGCAGGUCAAAGCCAUUCUCAAUGAGCUGCUGCAGAGGGAAAACCGGGUUCUGCACUUCUGGACGUUGAAGAAACGAAGGCUGGACCAGUGUCAGCAGUACCUGGUGUUUGAACGGAGCGCUAAACAGGCUCUGGACUGGAUCCAGGAGACAGGAGAUGUUUACCUCGCUACACACACAUCACCUGGGGACAGCAGUGAGGAAACCCAGCAGCUGCUCAACAACUACCAUCACUUCAAACUUUCUGCUAAGCAAACCAAGGAAAAGGUGAAACUUCUGAUCCAGCUGGCGGACAACCUGGUGGAGAAAGGCCACGCCCACGUGUCGGAGCUGAAGCGCUGGGUCAGCACGGUGGACCGCAGGUACCGAGACUUCUCCCUUCGCAUGGCCAAAUACCAGGAGAGCCUGGAGAGGAGCCUGGGCAUCAGCUCUGAGGACAACAAGGACCUGGAGCUGGACAUCAUGCCUGCGAGUUUGACCAACGACCCUGAGGUCAAACUCCGCGAUCCAAACCACGAGGUAGAUGAGGAGAAGAGAAAGUCUGCCAGGAAGAAAGAGUUCAUCAUGGCGGAGCUGCUGCAGACGGAGAAGGCCUACGUCAGGGAUCUCCAGGAGUGUCUAGAAACCUACCUGAAGGAGAUGACCAGGAGUGAAGAGGAGAUUCCUCCAGGCAUCGCCAACAAGGAGCAGAUUAUUUUUGGCAACAUGCAGGAGAUCUACGACUUCCACAACAAUAUUUUCCUGAAGGAGCUGGUGAACUAUGAGCAGCUGCCGGAGGAUGUGGGCCACUGCUUCGUCACCUGGGCUGAUAAGUUCCACAUCUAUGUGGACUACUGCAAGAACAAACCCGACUCCAGUCAGCUUAUCCUGGAGCACGCUGGCAGCUUCUUUGAUGACAUUCAGCAGAGACGUGCCCUGGCAAACACACUCAACUCCUACCUCAUCAAACCAGUCCAGAGGAUCACAAAGUACCAACUUCUGUUAAAGGAGCUGCUGUCUUGCUGUGAAGAGGGUAAAGGGGAGAUCAAAGACGGCUUGGAGGUGAUGCUCAGCGUUCCUAAGAGAGCCAAUGACGCCAUGCACUUAGCCAUGCUGGAGGGCUUUGAGGAGAACCUGGAGGUUCAGGGUGAGCUGAUCCUGCAGGACAGCUUCCAGGUUUGGGACCCGCGCGCACUGAUCCGGAAGGGCCGGGACCGACACCUCUUCCUGUUCGAGUUCUCAUUGGUCUUCAGCAAAGAGAUCAAAGACUCAGCAGGAAGAACCAAGUACCAAUACAAGAACAGACUACUGACAGCAGAGCUCGGGGUAACCGAGCACAUAGAGGGCGACCCGUGUAAAUUUGCCCUGUGGGCAGGAAGAACCCCGUCUUCUGAUAAUAAAACUGUGCUAAAAGCAUCCAGCAUGGAAGCCAAACAGGAAUGGAUAAAAAACAUCCGUGAGGUGAUCCAAGAGAGAAUGACUCACCUGAAGGGGGCGCUGAAGGAGCCUCUUCAUCUGCCUAAAGCACCUGCACUGACUAAGCCCAGGAACUUCACUAAAAGGGAGGGAGGGGAAGAUGGAGACAGUCAGGGAGACGGCAGCAGCCAACCAGAUACCAUCUCCAUCGCCUCCAGGACAUCCCAGAACACCAUAGACAGUGACAAGCUCUCUGGUGGGUGUGAGCUGACCGUGGUCCUCCAGGACUUCACAGCAGGAUGCAGCACAGAGCUGUCCAUCAGCACAGGCCAGACUGUAGAGUUGUUGGAGCGGCCCACAGAGCGGCCCGGCUGGUGUCUUGUCCGGACCACCGAGCGCAGCCCGCCUCAGGAGGGGCUGGUCCCCAGCUCGGCUCUCUGCGUCUCUCACUCUCGGUCCAGUGUUGAGAUGGACUGCUUCUUCAGCUCAGGGAAAGAAAACUACCAUGUGAGCAGCUCUGACAGGAAGACCGAGUCUGUAGCGAACCUGCAGCCGCAGCCGUCCCUCAACUCCCUUCAGUCCAGUUCUCCAAAUGUUUCCAAACGUUCUGGAAACCAGAAGUGGAAGUGGCUGCCCAGUUCAGGCCGCAGGAUCAGCUCCGGCAAGAAACCAUCCAGCACUAAGCAGAAGAAGCCAGAACUUGGUUCUGGAAGAGAUGGUGGUGGAAAGGCUAAUGAGCGCAGUCAGCCAGGAAAGGAGGACAAUGAAGAGAGAGUAAGCAUCAAGGAUGGGAACCCUCCAUCGAAACAGUCUCCUGGGAUACAGAGUGGUGGAGAAGAGGAGCCAGAGCCAGAUGAUGAGCCCCACCUUCCUCUUCCUCCACCCAUGGAGAUCAUGAAGGACCCCUCAGCUUCAGAAGAAAAGUCUUCAUCCUUGCUAACAUCUCUGCAGUCGUCCUCUGACGUCCCCAGCGCUGCAGAGCUGGUUAGCGCCAUAGAGAAGUUGGUUAAAACCAAGAUGACGGUGGAACCGUAUCCAGGCUUCACCCCUCCAUCUCCACCGGAACAACACACACCAGUUCAGGCACGGAACUCCGAACAGGACCAGAAAGCCAAAGCUAUGAGACACCGGACGUUUGUCCUGAACGAGCUCAUUCAGACAGAGAAGGACUACGUCAAAGACCUGGGAAUCGUGGUGGAGGGAUUCAUGAAGAGGAUAGAAGAGAAGGGCGUUCCAGAGGACAUGAAGGGAAAAGAGAAAAUAGUAUUUGGGAACAUUCACCGCAUCUAUGACUGGCACAGAGAGUUCUUCGUAGGAGAGCUUGAGAAGUGUGUUGACGACAACGGGCUCCUCCCAGAACUUUUCAUCAAGCAUGAGAGAAGACUGCACAUGUAUGUGGUUUACUGUCAGAAUAAACCCAAAUCAGAGUACAUCGUUGCAGAAUAUGACAAAUUCUUUGACGGGAUCCAGCAGGACAUUCAAUCUAAACUGAGCAUCAGUGAUUUCCUCAUUAAACCCAUCCAGAGAAUUACCAAAUACCAGCUGCUGCUAAAGGACUACCUGAAGUACAGCUCUAAGGCUGGCAUUGACUGUAAGCAAAUUGAGAAAGCUGUGGCGUUGAUGUCUGAGGUUCCUAAGCUCUGCAAUGACAUGAUGAAUCUGGGCCGGCUUCAGGGAUAUGAGGGAAAUCUGGCCAAUCAGGGCAAACUACUGCAGCAGGAAACCUUCUUUGUGACGGAACAAGAUGCUGGAGUCUUGUCGCGAUCCAAAGAACGCAGAGUCUUCCUCUUUGAGCAAAUCGUCAUCUUUAGUGAACUGCUCAGGAAAGGCUCAUCCACACCUGGCUACCAGUUCAAAAAAGCUAUUAAGGUGACCAACCUGGGACUAGAGGAAACUGUCGACAACGAUGCCUGCAAAUUCGUCAUGUUCUCUCGCGGCUCAUCGGAGCGCUUCACUCUGCAGGCCGCCAACGUUGACACCAAGCAGGUCUGGGUCCAACACAUCCAGAACAUCCUGGAUGCUCAGAAUGACUUCCUGUCAGCUCUGCAGUCUCCCAUUGUGUACCAGCAGUGUCAAAGCAAAGACAGCGGCUCCUCUCUGAUCAGACGGUCCUCAUCGUCAGGAAACCGGCCAUCUUCAUCCUCCCACAGCCGGCCGUCCUCAGCUCUGGGCUUCAGUGAGAAGAGCCCUUUAAAAGUGUCUACCUCCAAUGGCAGCUCCUCUUGCUUUGAAUCCAGUCAUGAUGACUGUAACGGCCUCUUCUCCACCAUGCGGGUCACUCAGGACUACUCUGCACUCAAAGAGAACGAGAUAUGUGUCAGCAGAGGAGACGUGGUCCAAGUCCUGACCAUCAAUCAGCAGAACAUGUACCUUGUUUUUCGGCCAGCCGACAGCCAGUCACCCGAGGCCGAGGGCUGGUUGCCAGGACACGUCCUGGGCCCGCCCACAAAGUCCAUAAAAGACUCUUUCUCCACUUCCUCCUUCCCAGCCGCUGUGGCAGAUGCCAACAACAUCAAGAAGUCUUUGUCAUGGAACACGCUGCGCGCUAGGAAACGUGCUGAAUCCAGGGACAGCUCCUUUCUGGGGUUCAGGAGUCAGGACAACAGCCUCCUCCGUAAACCCAAAGAUGGCGUCGUCUCCCCCCUCCCGCUAGCCCUGCCAAGCCCCAGCCACAAGGCUAAAGACCUGCACACCUCUGAUGAGUCAGAAAGUGAGGAAGACCUUGACCCAAAGACUGGCAUGGAGCUUCUUAACCCAAACUUCAUCCAGGAAGUGGCCCCGGAAUUCCUGGUACCGCUGUCAGAUGUGGUGUGUGCAUUUGGGGAGACAGUCAUCCUCUGCUGUAAAGUCUGUGGACGACCCAAACCCACGGUAACCGUGAAGGGCCCCGACCAGAACCCCGUCACCAGUAACAACCGCUUCACCAUUGAUAUCAGGGACACUGGUGACAUCCUGAUGAAGAUCUGCAACUUAAUGCCUCAGGAUACAGGGAUCUACACCUGUGUUGCUGUUAAUGAUCAUGGCUCUGCUUCUUCCUCUGCAUCUAUUAAAGUUCAAGGUAUCCCAGCAGCCCCGGGGAGGCCUCUGGCUCAGGAGGCAAGCAGCACCACGGUGCUGGUCCACUGGCCACCUCCAGCUUCAUCUGCUCACUGCGCCAUCACCAGUUAUGCUGUAGAGUACAGACAGGAAGACUCAUUCUUGUGGCAGCAGGCGGCCAGCUGCAGGGAGGAGUGUGUCCAGAUCGAUAAUCUUAUUCCUGGAGGUCACUAUCAAUUCAGAGUUCGAGCCUCCAACCGCUGGGGGGUUGGCCCUCCUUCACAACCCUCAAAUAUGGUCACACUGGGCAGCUGCACCUCUGGGUGUGAUGGAACAGGGGUUCAGUGGAAAGAAAAUUUUGAGUCAGUCUUCACUGAGAUCAACGAGAUUGGAAGGGGGCGCUUUUCAGUCGUGAGAAAAUGUUUGAACAAAUCAACAAAGAAAGAGGUUGCUGUUAAGUUUGUGAAUAAGAAAAUGCAGAAGAAAGAGCAAGUAUCUCAUGAAGCAGACAUUCUCCGUCAUGUCCAGAAUCACCACUUGGUGGCGCUGCUGGACACUUAUGAGUCUCCUACCUCUCUGAUGUUCAUCCUGGAGCUGCUAGAAGAUGGACGUUUGCUUGAGUAUCUUGUUGCCCACGAUGAGCUGAUGGAAGAGAAAGUAGCAUUUUUUAUCAGAGAAACUUUGGAGGCUCUCCAGCACCUUCAUACCUGCAGAGUGGCACAUCUGGAUCUCAAGCCUGAGAAUAUCAUGGUGGAUCUUAAAGCUCCGGCUCCAUCUGUCAAGCUCAUUGACCUCGGUGACGCCGUCCAGCUCUCUGCUAGCCGCCGAUAUGUCCACCUCUUACUUGGAAACCCAGAGUUUGCAGCCCCUGAGCUCAUCCGAGGUACGCCAGUAUCUGUUUCGACAGACGUGUGGAGCAUGGGCGUGCUGGCCUACGUGAUGCUCAGUGGCGUAUCCCCAUUUCUGGAUGAGUCACCAGAGGAAACGUGUGUAAACAUUUGCCGCCUGGACUUCUGUUUCCCGGAUGAAUACUUCCAUCAUGUAAGUCAGGCAGCCAGGGAUUUUGUGUCUUCAGUGCUGCAGGAGGAUCCCAGGAAGAGGCCUAGUGCCACUUCAUGUUUACAACACCCGUGGGUGGGCCGGGGGGGCGCUCAAGGAGGUGAGUACUCCAAGAUGCCCCUGGACAGGUCGAGGUUGGCCACAUUCAUCGAUCGGAGAAGACAGUUACACGACGUCCGUCCCAUCACCAACAUCAAAGGUUUGGUGAGCAGCACUAUGGGCAACACACUGUGAUGGAGAGAACCAUGAACAGUUAGUCCUUCUGUGAACACCAACACUGAAAUGUCUUUACUAUUUUACUGUCUUAUGGACUUAUGAGUAAAAAACUUUCCCAUUUGGUCCAACUUAUAAUCAUCUUGAAUCUGGGUGGGUCACUGUUUGUAAAACUAUUUGUGGCUCAGAACAGUUAUUUAUUCCACAACUUGUUAAUUUAUUUUUUGUUUGUAUGCUUUAAAAUACAUCCACUAUAACCCAAAGAAAUCAUCUCAGCCAUGUAGAAAGACAUGAAAACACUAAACAGCAGCCAUCACUUCUUAGCCACAAUGUUCAUAUUUGCACCAAGAUUUACAGGCUGUAUUUAUAGAAGAGAAGCUAAAGUUAUUUUUCAUGUAAAUUGUUCACAUCUUACAGAAAACUUUGACAAGCCAACAAGCAUCCUGCACUUUCAUCCAUUUCUCUGGCAAAGACGUGAACAAAAAAUAAUCAAAAACUGUAGUGGCAUAAUCUCACAAUGAACAAUUAUUAUAUAUCAUUAUAUUAAUCCAAUUGGGUGAAAUUUAGCAAUAAUAAAUACAUGUUGUUGGUUUUUUUGCAUUAUCUUGUUGAAAGUUCCAAUGAUGACCCUUUUAUAUUUCCGUAGUUUGCAGGCACUGGCAAAUGGUUAUUACAUUUCAAAGAAGUAAUGAUACCAUGCACUUGAACCAGGAUUUCAAGGCCUUUGGAGGACAACAGGCCCACAGCAUCACAGAUCCUCCACUAUGCUUGAUGGGCAUGAUGUGCUUCUAUAUAGUCAUACUUUGCUUUAUUGCGAACCUUUUUGGAGUGGUUUUGUCAAAAAGCGCCAUUUUAGAGUCCUCUAACUAAAAGAUAGGAUUCCAUUUAAAGCCCAUGUAGAGUUUCAACAUGAUUAUGAUGGUAGGAUGGACAAACGUCUUUCUGGCAUAACUUCCAAAUAGUUGCUGUUAAAGAAUUUUGGAGUCCACAAGAUCAAUACUAAGGAUACAUUUUAUAUCCAAAUCCAAUAUGGCAGUCAAAAGGAGAGGUCUUUGGAGUCUGUGGUUUUCCUAAAUGUUGUAACACAGUUUAUCUAAAAGUUGAACAAUGCUGAGCCUUAGCAGCUCUGUUAUUGGUGUGUAAUACUUGUUCAUCAGAACACACUGUUGAUCGAGAACACACAGGAGGCAGAACUCUUCAUCCACCCUGCUGGGAUGGAAAGCAGAGUUCAUUGUCAAACAUUACUUUUGGAAAUGUUUUUGAAUUUUUUAGAUGUGCUUGUGUUGAAUUUGUUAAAACUCGCUGUUUUUUUUUAUUUGACGGAAUGGAUGUAAAUGUUAACUGAGAUCCAACCUCCAAACUUACUGAAACCCAGACUUCUUCAGGCCUUAUAAAGGCUCUAUAAUUCUUUGUGUAUGAAUGAUUAGAAGAAGACUGAAUCAGUGUUAUUUUCUUGUCGGAUGGUACAUCUUCAUCACCUGGACUCUUUGUAAAUGUCCCUUUUCUGUAUUAAAAACUUCUGAAUUGAUUUUAACAGGCUGA
Xiphophorus hellerii (green swordtail) is the source of this 10762-nucleotide messenger RNA. RefSeq names its product kalirin RhoGEF kinase a (gene kalrna). The transcript has 68 exons. The record is from RefSeq and is a predicted model, not a curated record. Gene Ontology annotation, biological process: axon guidance; protein phosphorylation. Gene Ontology annotation, molecular function: ATP binding; protein kinase activity; guanyl-nucleotide exchange factor activity. Gene Ontology annotation, cellular component: extrinsic component of membrane; cytoplasm. The coding region runs from base 212 to 9241 and encodes 3009 amino acids. Lineage: Eukaryota; Metazoa; Chordata; Actinopteri; Cyprinodontiformes; Poeciliidae.